CUGGGUAACAUUGCCAGAACGCGGACGAACAUUUAAAAACCGAGUAUAAAUUUGACAUUUCGAAGCAAAAACAUGUUUUUAGUGCAUUUCUUGGUGCUCCUCGUGUUCAUCAAAGAGAUACAGAUAGUGCAUGGCAAAGUAGUUGGGGCUAUUUCUAAGGAAUCGAUGAUUGUACCAGACGCAUUCUGGACGUUCUCCGACUCGCACCACGAAGUAAAUGGGAGUUCCCAGGAGACUGGCUAUAUCCGGAACACAAACUUUGAUACAAACUACCCUCAAUACAGCGGACCGUCAGGUGACAGAGCUGUACAGUUUCUGGGAACGCCAUCCAGCUAUAUACAAUUUCCAAACGACCAGGGCGCGCUGAAUGGUGCGGAAUGGGGGGCUUGGUUCUUCUACAUUAACAUAGACACCGAUGUCGGUGAGGCGACCAUUCUGGAGUACGAAGGCACGUGCCCGGGAGGUCAGGGACUCAGUGUCCGGAGUGUCAAUGGAUAUUUGCACGUGCAUUUCUACUCCGCUUUCGGUGUAUACGAAACCGGAAAUAGUCAAGUAAAGCUCACGCCAGGGAUUUGGACGUACAUCGGGGUCACUUGGCAUUACCUCCAGCCUAUAGUCUACGUCAAUUACAAUGGGGUAUCUCUGCAUCCUGCUAUAGUACACAAUCUCCAGUCUGCAGACCGGAUCGAGGCUCACGGAAACGUUAAAUUUGGGGGGUCCUUUACCAGUGACACGCCUUUCCAGGGUCGGAUCGCGUGCCUGUGGUACCAGAAAGGGUACUUCUUCAAGAAAAACAAGACACCUUUGGAAUUUUGUGACCCCCAACUACGUUCUAACGCCAUGCCUCUGGAUAUAACCGACGUUGCGAUAGCCCCAGCUUCUGGUUGUUUCCCGGUCCUUGUAAAUGCGCCCCUACUCCGAAUCGAAGAAAGAUGUGAGGAGUACAUUGUCCCGCCGUAAACGUGGAGCCAGUUAACCCGACGAUUCUAUUAAACAGAAUCAUUUUAUCAACGUCAACUGUUUGUCAGAAGUCCAUUCUCUUUUCAUCAACGUCACCAUUCUGUUCGUCAGAAGUCAAAAGAGAACAUAUUGUACUGUAAUCAUUCUUAUUUCAUCAACAACGUCGCCAUUCUGUUCAUCAGAAGUCAAACGAGGACGCAUUGUACUGUAAUCAUUCUUAUUUCAUCAACAACGUCGCCAUUCUUUUCAUCAGAAGUCAAACGAGGACGCAUUGUACUGUAAUCAUUCUUAUUUCAUCAACAACGUCGCCAUUCUUUUCAUCAGAAGUCAAACGAGGACGCAUUGUACUGUAAUCAUUCUUAUUUCAUCAACAACGUCGCCAUUCUUUUCAUCAGAAGUCAAACGAGGACGCAUUGUACUGUAAUCAUUCUUAUUUCAUCAACAACGUCGCCAUUCUGUUCAUCAGAAGUCAAACGAGGACGCAUUGUACUGUAAUCAUUCUUAUUUCAUCAACAACGUCGCCAUUCUUUUCAUCAGAAGUCAAACGAGGACGCAUUGUACUGUAAUCAUUCUUAUUUCAUCAACAACGUCGCCAUUCUUUUCAUCAGAAGUCAAACGAGGACGCAUUGUACUGUAAUCAUUCUUAUUUCAUCAACAACGUCGCCAUUCUUUUCAUCAGAAGUCAAACGAGGACGCAUUGUACUGUAAUCAUUCUUAUUUCAUCAACAACGUCGCCAUUCUGUUCAUCAGAAGUCAAACGAGGACGCAUUGUACUGUAAUCAUUCUUAUUUCAUCAACAACGUCGCCAUUCUUUUCAUCAGAAGUCAAACGAGGACGCAUUGUACUGUAAUCAUUCUUAUUUCAUCAACAACGUCGCCAUUCUGUUCAUCAGAAGAUAAAUCCGGACUUUCUGUUCUGUGAAUACAUUCUUAUUUCUGAUUAAGAGUCUAAUUCAAUUUUUUCUCAAAUUCAGCUUCCGUCAUUAGACGUCUAUUCAGUCAGAAAUGAAAAUACACGGUUUCUAAGAUAGUGUAAUUAAUGCUCAUCUUAGAAUAUAAUAACUGUAAAUAGGCUCGAAUUCGCAUUGAUGUACUUGUACACAUUUGGAUCUAAAACAAAAAUUCAGUUAAAACAUGAAGGGAGACCAUAGUCUUCUUUCGACCGCCGUACCCAAGCUUCUUGGUAUUGCUGGAGAGCUAUAGUUUAAGGACAUGAUAUAGCAAAGGAACUUAUGCAGUUCAGAGAUGUAAAACAUUUGUACUUGACAAUAUUCUAUAGGAGUGUAGCGAUAUAAACUGCUUCGUGUAGCUGUUUGUCCCUCUAGGACUCGUCAAUAAAGGAGUUUAGCGGUAUAAAACUGCUUCGUGUAGCUGUGUGUCCCUCUAGGACUCGUCAAUAAAGGAGUUUAGCAGUAUAAAACUGCUUCAUGUAGCUGUUUGUCCCUCUAGGACUCGUCAAUAAAGGAGUUUAGCGGUAUAAAACUGCUUCAUGUAGCUGUUUGUCCCUCUAGGACUCGUCAGGAAAGGAGUUUAGCAGUAUAAAACUGCUUCAUGUACAUGUAGCUGUUUGUCCUUCUAGGACUCGUCAAUAAAGGAAGAACAACAACCAA
Molecule: messenger RNA, 2569 nt
Organism: Pecten maximus
Lineage: Eukaryota; Metazoa; Mollusca; Bivalvia; Pectinida; Pectinidae
Exons: 5
Coding region: 73-960 (295 amino acids)
Source: RefSeq, a predicted model, not a curated record